Nicrophorus vespilloides is the source of this 1845-nucleotide messenger RNA. RefSeq names its product leukocyte elastase inhibitor-like. The record is from RefSeq and is a predicted model, not a curated record. Gene Ontology annotation, molecular function: serine-type endopeptidase inhibitor activity. Lineage: Eukaryota; Metazoa; Arthropoda; Insecta; Coleoptera; Silphidae. Bases 277 to 1671 code for a protein of 464 amino acids. The transcript has 2 exons.
GUAACGUUCGCACACGUCGUUCGAGUAGGUUUUCCCGUAUCGCGCGAUAAAAACGCGUCCGAUGCAGACGGGACAACUUAAAACCGGGCCCGGCUCGCUCCACUCGUGCAUUUCUCUACUGAACGGAACGCAGAGAAGAGUUGUUGAGGUCAAGAAGUUUCUGUGUGCGCGGUUUUACGAAAAGUUGUUCAACCUGAAAUCCAAGUUUGCAGACACCGAGAGAGCACAUCUUCAUCAACAUCAUCAACAUCUACUAUUGACUAGAUACAGUCGAAGAUGCGUAUCUUGAAACUGCUUCCGUUAUUCGGAUUGAUUCUGAUGACGUGUCCGAGCCAUCAGCUGGAGUUCAUCCCGCAACACCUGAAAACGAAGUACGGCGAUGCGUUGGAGGCGAUCUUCGGGAUGGGUGUGCGGCUGCAGGCUCUGCUCCAAGGACCGACGACGAACAGCUCGGAUAACUUCAUUGUGUCUCCUAUCAGCGCGGCGAUGAUCAUCGGUCAGAUGAUGCUCGGAGCUGAAGGAGAGUUCCUCAACCAUCUGCACGAACUCAUCUCGUUGCCGGGGAAGACACCAGAUCAGACUUACUUGCUGAACACGCACAAGAAGGACGGUCAGAAUGUGAGUCACAUCGUGCCUUACACGAAGCUUCACCUGCAGCUGGGAAGCCUCGUCAGGGAGUUGAAGAAGAGCUCCUUCAACCGUGCCCACACCUUGGAGAGCAGCAACGCGUUGUUCGUCAACAGAAACGUUAAAUUGUAUCCGGAAUUCAGUCACGAGAUUAGGUUACUGUAUCAGACCGAUCUUCAGCGCAUGAACUUCGAGAAAUCCAAGGAGGCCAUGGAUACUAUAAACAAGUGGGCUUCGGAUCACACCAACGGUCUGAUCAAAAACAUCCUCCCAACACCACCGAACAAACACACGGCUGCCAUCUUCAGCAACGCCGUUUACUUCCUCGCCGAAUGGGAGCAACCCUUCAGCGACGAACUCAACUCUCGCGCCACGUUCUUCGUGAACCACCAGACGAACGUCAACGUUGAAUUCAUGUCCGGAUUCCUGGAAGCAGUGCCGUACGCCGAAAGUAAAACGCUGAACUGCAAGAUGCUCGUGUUGCCGUACAAGAAUCGCGAAUUGGGAAUGUACUUCAUCCUUCCGAAUCCCGGCCACAAGAACGAGUACGAUAUUAAGAAGUUCGCGCAGGAAGCGACGGCUCCGCUCAUUCUCGAGAUGGUCGAGAAUCUGAAGAACAAGGACGCAGUCGUCAAGAUCCCCAAGAUCUCGAUGACGACCAGCUUAUCCAUCCUGGAGCCUCUGCAGAAGUACGCCUCCUUCAAGAAGGCCAACAAGGAGUACCAGAGCGCCAACGCCAAUCAAGUCAAUAUGAUCUACGACAAGAUCGAAGCGUACGAGAAUUUCAAGCCGAAAGACGUUCCCGAGAUCGUCCUCACGAAGGCGGCACGCUUCAACAGGAUGACCGUGUCGGAUAUCCUGCAGCAGAUCACCUUCUCCAUCAACGAGAAGGGCACGGAGGCGGGAGUCGUCACCUCCAGUAUAAUGGACUACAACGGAGGAUCGAAGAGUUUCCUCGCCAACAAACCGUUCAUGUUCUUCAUCCGACAUGAGGCGACAGCAGCUACGCUCUUCUGGGGAACGAUCUCCAAUCCAGUCUCCUAAACAUCACAACAAUAACAACAGACAACGCCAUCCCUCGCAACAAGCAACAAACACACAUGUACUCGCUAUUUAUUAUUUCUCCUCUUCCCCCAGCCACAACAUACACUCAUAUAGUAUUAAUUUUAUAAUAUUUAAACUAGAAUAAUAAACGAAACGUUCUAAUUUUUAAGCAAA